Messenger RNA from Monascus purpureus, 1812 nucleotides. Lineage: Eukaryota; Fungi; Ascomycota; Eurotiomycetes; Eurotiales; Aspergillaceae. The record is from the annotation of a GenBank genome assembly.
UCGGGGGAUCUGCCUACGCAAUCUGUCCCAGAAUGACGACCAGCGUGGAUGCAAAACUGCUCAAGCAGACUAAAUUCCCUCCUGAAUUUAGUCGGAAAGUGGACAUGACUAAGGUCAACAUUGAGGUCAUGAAGAAGUGGAUUGCGGGAAAGAUCUCGGAAAUUCUGGGAAAUGAAGAUGAUGUGGUGAUCGAGCUUUGCUUUAAUCUUCUUGAAGGGUCGCGUUUCCCGGAUAUCAAGUCUUUGCAAAUCCAGCUUACCGGAUUUCUAGAUAAGGAUACACCGAAAUUCUGCAAGGAGCUUUGGGGUUUAUGCCUAAGUGCUCAAGAGAAUGCUCAAGGAGUUCCCAAGGAGCUCUUGGAGGCGAAGAAGCUUGAACUCAUACAGGAGAAGAUCGAAGCAGAAAAAGCCGCCGAAGAAGCCCGUCGCAAGAAGGAACAAGAACGAGCACGCGAACGAGAGCUCGAGGAGAUGAGGAAGAGGGAACGAUUUGAGCGCAACAGGGGAAGAUGGAGUGGUGGUGGUGCUAGAGGAGGCCGCGACUACGAUAGACGAUACUCACGAUCGCCCCCGCGACGGCGGAGUCGAGAUUAUUACCGUGAUACUCGACCAAGACGGGAGCCAGACUCCUAUGUUCCGGGACGUUCAUACAGAAGCCGUCGACCGUCUAGGUCACCAUCCCGCUCGGUAUCCCGUUCUCCGUCAUCGUCACGCUCGCCACCUCGUCGAACACGCCGGGACCGUCGUGGGCGUUCGAUCAGCAGCUCCGUGUCGCCAGACAGGCGUGAUUAUAGAAGGUCUAAGAGAAGACGUAGCAGUCCAGACUACGGUGAUCGACAUAGAUCUACUCCCCGCCAUGAUUUAUCGCGCUCACCUACUCCCAGACGAGACCGACGAAGACGACGAUCCGUUUCGUCGCGCAGUUUGUCGCCAUCGCCUGUACGUCGAGGUCGCCGGAGGAGCCGCAACUCUUCUGCUUCAAGGUCAAGAUCUAGGUCGUUGGUUGACUCCCGUUCAAGAUCCCGGUCGCCUCAUGAAAGGAGCAGCAAACGCAGAAGAGAUUCAUCCGCUGAUGUUGGCAAGGGCCGGAAAGACCGUGAUGACCGUCGUUUGAGCCGCAGCGCAGAUACCGAAGACGAUCACAAACGCCCCAGACGAUCAAGCCGCAGCCGCAGUCGCAGUCGCGGGCGCACGCGAACUGUCAGUGCCAGCCCGAAACGUCGCAGUUCAUAUAGUCGCAGCCGAAGCCACAGUCCGAGGAGGGAGAGAAAGAGACGCCGUUCUAUUGAAAGAUAUGCACCAGCCGCGCGCAGACGGCGCAACUCCUCUUCUAUAUCUGUCCCCACUGAAAAGCGACAGCGAAUGGCUGCUGAUGAAGAAGAAAAAGGAGAAGACACUGCAAAACAAGCCUCUCGUCCAGAUGACCAGCCGGGCUCGAACGAUCCAGAGACGAAGGAUAUUGGCGAGGUGGGUGAAUAACCUCAGGCAUACAUUCACAGCACAACGCAACUCUCACAUCGGACACGUAUAUCAACCACUGAGCUGCGCGAGAAGAUCCUCCGCGAGAAGUUAGUGGCCAUGCGCCGUACCAGUAACCACCUCCGGUAAGAAGGUAGGUGGUUUCAGCGCUGACCGUAGCGAAAGCUGGGUUUAUUCACAAAAAGUACUAUCUUUUGUUGGAGCAUUCGGUGUAGGCAGCAUAGCAUCCCUCCUGAGGAAUGGGUUGAUUGUUUUACCACUCAGCAAUAAUAGAUAAUGAUCCAUUCUACAGCGUCGAACUUCAGUUUUUUCCUUUUCAGCCAGACCGAUCAAC